This is a messenger RNA of Penicillium brevicompactum, 1443 nucleotides long. RefSeq lists its product as uncharacterized. Gene Ontology annotation, molecular function: protein binding. The record is from RefSeq and is a predicted model, not a curated record. The transcript is spliced from 5 exons. Lineage: Eukaryota; Fungi; Ascomycota; Eurotiomycetes; Eurotiales; Aspergillaceae. The coding region runs from base 1 to 1443 and encodes 480 amino acids.
AUGGCCGCCAACAAAAUGCGAGGCCAGCAGAUCAGCGCAGGUGGCCACUCCAUUCUGGAGCUUCCCAACGAGGUCCUCCACGAAGUUGCAAUUGCCCUUCCCACUGAUAAGGACCUUAUUCAACUGUCUCUCUCAUGCAAAGAACUGAUGGCGAGAAUCCUUGCGCCUGAGUCUGGUGUCUGGCGAGGUCGAUUCCAAGGACGUUACAAUGUCCCGGCGAAGAAGGCAAACAACGAGCUCAUGUUUGAAUAUAUCACUCGAGCCAUUGUCCUGAAGGCCAAGAUUGAUUUCAAAGAAGAAGAAGAUGAUCGCCAACGCCUUUGGAUGAGAGUUCUUCGAACCAUGCUGCAAGAAUCAUUGACCCUUCCCUUUCACUCCCUUCUCCCCAAGACACUCAAAUGCAUUGGCGACGUAAUUCAAAAGACCAACUUCCUCGCAGAGCCACUGAAGCCUGGAAAGCGCUCAGAGUUGUUCUAUGCCCUCCAGCUGUGCUUGUCCGCCUUGUCCCUCGACUCGGCCAUCACCCAGCCCUGCCGACGUACCGACUAUGACAUGGAACACAUUUAUUCUAUCGAAAAAGGCACUCUGGGGGACGGCUUCAUGGAAGACGAAUCCGAGGACUUCAAUGCAUCGGAAACCUCGAGCCAGUCAUCCGGUGCUGAAACCGAUGAGUCCGAAGAAACCCCCGAAGACGAUUUCGGUAGCCCAGACAGCUCAGACAGCUCGCUCGAAUCGACCGACAUCAUCACAAACCAACCCACCAGCGAGCCCCAGCCAUUCAUCGAUCACAAGGCACUUGAUCUUGCCCUGUUGCUGGAAUUCCACAGCUUCUGGCAGCGGCAUCUCCUGAGUUACAGCGAGCACACAUUUUACGAAUCCUUCCAAGCUCUGCCCGACGAGCUCAAGCCCCAGGUUCGCAAAGAGGAUCCUAGCAAGGCCUCCUUGCUGAGCACCUUCUGGAUGGGAUACUACUCAUGCAUCCACCCCUUCCCAUUCUCCCUUGACGACUUGGAGCACCGUCAGACCUGUGGAACGCACGAGGACGAGGUGGAGGCCAUGACCCUCGAACUCACUCCCCAUCCCGAAUUGUUCUGGCCCUCGGCCUGCAACAAGGCCGUCCCUCUGGCCAAAAGUGUGAAGACCGUUCGUGUCGCUUUCGAGGGAAAGCAGGGCAUGCAUGGCCCAUGCCCCGACGAGAACGACGUCUUCGGCUUCACUGAGGAGAUUGAGGUUGCUUAUGGGGGGAUCCAGGGCUGGAAGCGGAUCUGCUUCGCCAUCUGCGAGCGCGUCGACAAUGAGCCCGCUGAUUUGAGCGAAGGCACUGAUGGCUGGGUGCAUGUCUAUGAGGCCGUGAUCAUCCCUGGUGGACGGACCAUGCUUGGGCGUUGGAUGGACCUCAAGGAGCCCUCGGCCAAGGGCCCGUUCAUUUUCUGGGAUGUUUAG